Messenger RNA from Drosophila persimilis, 969 nucleotides. Its product is annotated as zinc metalloproteinase nas-7. The record is from RefSeq and is a predicted model, not a curated record. Gene Ontology annotation, biological process: proteolysis. Lineage: Eukaryota; Metazoa; Arthropoda; Insecta; Diptera; Drosophilidae. The transcript has 4 exons. Gene Ontology annotation, molecular function: metalloendopeptidase activity; zinc ion binding. Bases 1 to 969 code for a protein of 322 amino acids.
AUGCCGAGAAGCUCGCUUAUCACUCGCUGCCUGACAGUGGCACUGAUACUGACAGUGACACUGACCCUGGGCUCCUCCUCUGAGCUUGAAGCGGGAAUGGUAAGAAAAGCAGCUCGCCCUCGCCUCAAUCCGACAGUACCACCCGCACCGCGCUGGGGCGCCAAUAUGCAAAUGCUGCGCAGGCACAACAGUGCUGCCUUCAACUUCUGGACGGAGGAGAGCGACACGAACAUCUGGGAGCACUGCGGCCUCUUCGAGGGCGACAUAAUGCUACACCGGGAGCUGCUGCGGAACGGGCUGCUGAACGAACGCUUGACCUGGCCCGAGGCGGCCAUACCCUUCUACAUUGAUCCGCAGGAUUUCACUGCCAACGAGACGAUGGUCAUACUGAAGGGCUUUAAGGAGUACCACGAACGCACCUGCAUCCGCUUCCGGCCGUACGAGCAGGGCGAUAAGCACUGGCUGAUGAUCAAGGGCAACUACUCUGGCUGCUGGUCUAGCGUAGGCCGGCGGCAGGGAGGUCAGGUGCUCAACCUGAACACCCCCAAGUGCGUGACCCACGGCGUGGUGGUGCACGAGCUGCUUCAUGCCCUGGGCUUCUACCACCAGCAGAGCGCCACGGAACGGGACGAAUACGUGAAGAUUAACUGGGAAAACAUCCUCGACGGGCAUGCGCACAACUUCAACAAGUACGCCCGGACGCACAUCACCAACUUCGGCGUGGAGUACGACUACCAGAGCGUCAUGCACUACAGCUCCCGAGCAUUUAGCAAGAAUGGUAAGGCGACCAUUGAACCACUGGAUCCAUACGCCUCUCUGGGCCAGCGGCGUGGUCUCUCCGACAAAGACAUCUCGAAGCUGAAUGAGAUGUACGAGCAGGACUGCAACGAGGGAUAUCUGCUCAAUUUCGACCGCUUCGGGAGCUACAUCGACGAACUGCUCGACUACUUCCAGGACGUGUUCGGCUAG